Molecule: messenger RNA, 603 nt
Organism: Fonsecaea multimorphosa CBS 102226
Lineage: Eukaryota; Fungi; Ascomycota; Eurotiomycetes; Chaetothyriales; Herpotrichiellaceae
Exons: 1
Coding region: 1-603 (200 amino acids)
Source: RefSeq, a predicted model, not a curated record
AUGUAUGCCACGCAGACCACGCUUUCCUCACUCUCCCUCGCCGUCGCCCUUUGGCUCCAAGUAGCACGCGCAGACAUCACGAUGGCAGCCGUGUCCGAAAUAUCGGACGGUCAGCCCCAAGGUCCGGUCGCCUCGACAAGUUGGCCCUACGAGUCUUCGUCCGAGUGGUCACCGAGCACCACGGCAGAGGCUUCGUCGUGGUCCUCAUCGUCCUACGACAACCCCUUCACGAUCUACACGUCAAUGACCAACUCUCUGGGCGUCAUCACGGGCAUGCCGUCGGUCGUGACUUCGCAGCCCACGCAGCCCGCCGUCGUCACCAGCCAACCCAUCUCGCCGACCCUGCCCAGCUACUCGGGAUACUGGUACGGCAACGGUUCCAGCACCACCACCACCUCGACCGGAGAAGGCAUCUCGUCGGGUCCCACAACUCUUGCCAUCAGCACGGUUGUCGACACCUCCUCGGACAAUGGCGUCUUCACCACCUCGUCGGCAACUGCGGUGGCCACAUUCGCCGAAGUUACCGGUGCUGCUGUCAACAACAAAGUCGCCGGCGCCGGUGUCGGCUUGCUUGUGGCUGCUUUAGGGUUCUCUCUUCUAUGA